GGCGCUGCCGCCGCCACCCUCGGCCGGCUGCGGGACUCGCGCUGCGGGGCGCGGUGGGCGGAGCGGCCCGGGCUUGGCGGGUGCGAGCAGAAGCGGCCUAGAGCUUGAGGGGUCGACACGGGGGGGUGGAGGUUUGGGGGGGCGGGGGGGCCGGCGGCCGCCAUCUUCUCGCCGAGACCGCCUCGCCCGCCGCGCGGGUCCGUCCGGCAGCUCACGGGUUAAGGCUGGCACCGCGCCCGGCGGGAGGGGGGCGCCCACCUCCCCUCCCCCCCGCACUGGGCAUGCGGGGCCCGCUGGGCACCGAGGAGGAGCUGCCGCGGCUGUUCGCGGAGGAGAUGGAGAACGAGGAGGAGAUGUCAGAAGAAGACGACGGUGGCCUUGAAGGCUUCGAGGAUUUCUUCCCUGCAGAGCCCGUGAGCCUUCCCAAGAAGAAGCCCAAGAAGCUGAAAGAGAGCAAGUCCAAAGGGAAGCGGAAGAAGAAGGAGGGGAGCAAUGAUGAGCUGUCAGACAAUGAGGAGGACCUGGAAGAGAAGUCGGAGAGCGAAGGCAGCGACUACUCCCCCACCAAGAAGAAGAAGAAGAAACUGAAGGAGAAGAAGGAGAAGAAAGCCAAGCGGAAAAAGAGGGACGAGGACGAGGAUGAUAAUGACGACGGAGGCUUGAAAGAGCCAAAGUCCUCGGGACAGCUCAUGGCGGAGUGGGGCCUUGAUGAUGUGGACUACCUGUUCUCAGAGGAAGACUACCACACACUAACCAACUACAAGGCUUUCAGCCAAUUCCUUCGGCCGCUCAUUGCCAAGAAGAACCCCAAGAUCCCUAUGUCCAAAAUGAUGACCGUCUUGGGGGCCAAGUGGCGAGAAUUCAGCGCCAACAACCCGUUUAAGGGCAGCUCGGCAGCAGCAGCUGCAGCAGCUGUGGCCGCAGCUGUGGAGACUGUGACCAUUGCUCCUCCAUUGGCUAUCAGUCCCCAGCAGGUGCCCCAGCCUCUGCCCAUCCGCAAGGCCAAGACCAAAGAGGGCAAGGGGCCCGGAGUGAGGAAGAAGAACAAAGGCGCCAAAGACUCCAAGAAGAAGGGGAGGGGCAAGCGAGUGGCGGGGCUCAAAUUCCGCUUUGGAGGAAUCAGCAAGAGGAAGAAGGGUUCCUCGAGCGAGGAAGACGAGCGCGAGGAAUCCGAUUUGGACAAUGCCAGCAUCCAUAGCUCUUCAGUGCGCUCCGAGUGCUCCGCCGCGCUGGGCAAGAAGAAUAAGAGGAGGCGCAAGAAGAAGAGGAUUGAUGAUGGUGACGGCUAUGAGACAGACCACCAGGACUACUGUGAAGUGUGCCAGCAGGGUGGGGAGAUCAUUCUGUGUGACACUUGCCCGAGGGCGUACCACCUGGUCUGCCUGGACCCGGAGCUGGAGAAGGCUCCAGAGGGCAAGUGGAGCUGCCCGCACUGUGAGAAGGAGGGGAUCCAAUGGGAGCCGAAGGACGAUGAUGAGGAAGAGGAGGAGGGCGGCUGUGAGGAGGAGGAGGAUGAUCACAUGGAGUUCUGCCGCGUGUGCAAGGACGGUGGCGAGCUCCUGUGUUGCGAUGCCUGUCCCUCCUCUUACCAUCUGCACUGCCUCAACCCUCCGCUGCCGGAGAUCCCGAACGGUGAAUGGCUCUGCCCACGCUGUACUUGUCCCCCACUGAAGGGCAAAGUCCAGCGGAUCCUACACUGGAGGUGGACCGAACCCCCAGCUCCCUUUAUGGUGGGACUGCCAGGAUCAGAGGGGGAGCCAGGCAUGCCCCCACCCAAGCCUCUGGAGGGCAUUCCUGAGAGAGAAUUCUUCGUCAAGUGGGCCGGGCUCUCUUACUGGCACUGCUCCUGGGUGAAGGAGCUACAGCUGGAGCUGUACCACACCGUGAUGUACCGCAACUACCAAAGAAAAAACGAUAUGGACGAGCCACCGCCCUUUGAUUAUGGCUCCGGCGAUGAGGACGGGAAGAGCGAGAAGAGGAAGAACAAGGACCCUCUCUAUGCCAAGAUGGAGGAGCGCUUCUACCGCUACGGCAUCAAGCCCGAGUGGAUGAUGGUCCACCGCAUCCUGAACCAUAGUUUUGACAAGAAGGGGGACGUGCAUUACCUGAUCAAGUGGAAGGAUUUAUCCUACGACCAGUGCACCUGGGAGAUUGAUGACAUCGAUAUCCCCUACUAUGACAACCUGAAGCAGGCUUACUGGGGCCACAGGGAGCUGAUGCUGGGAGAGGAUGCCCGGCUCCCCAAGAGGCUGAUCAAGAAAGGCAAGAAGCUGAAGGAUGAUAAACAGGAGAAGCCCCCAGAGACGCCCAUUGUGGAUCCCACAGUCAAGUUCGACAAACAGCCGUGGUACAUCGACUCCACUGGAGGCACGCUGCACCCUUACCAGCUGGAGGGCCUCAACUGGUUACGUUUCUCCUGGGCCCAGGGCACCGACACUAUCCUGGCUGACGAGAUGGGUUUGGGCAAGACGGUGCAGACCAUUGUGUUUCUCUAUUCCCUGUACAAGGAGGGCCACUCCAAGGGGCCUUACCUGGUCAGCGCGCCCCUGUCCACCAUCAUCAACUGGGAACGUGAGUUUGAGAUGUGGGCGCCUGACUUUUACGUAGUCACCUACACGGGGGACAAGGAGAGCCGCUCGGUGAUCCGGGAGAACGAGUUUUCCUUCGAGGACAACGCCAUUCGGGGUGGGAAGAAAGUAUUUCGCAUGAAGAAGGAAGUGCAGAUCAAAUUCCAUGUGCUGCUCACCUCCUAUGAGCUCAUCACCAUCGACCAAGCCAUCCUGGGCUCCAUCGAGUGGGCCUGCCUUGUGGUGGACGAGGCCCACCGGCUCAAGAACAACCAGUCCAAGUUCUUUAGGGUCUUGAAUAGCUACAAGAUUGACUACAAGCUGCUGCUGACAGGGACGCCCCUCCAGAACAACCUGGAAGAGCUAUUCCAUCUCCUCAACUUCCUGACUCCAGAGAGGUUCAACAAUCUGGAAGGCUUCCUGGAGGAGUUUGCUGACAUCUCCAAAGAAGACCAGAUCAAAAAACUGCACGACCUGCUGGGGCCGCACAUGCUCCGGAGGCUCAAGGCCGAUGUGUUCAAGAACAUGCCGGCCAAGACAGAGCUGAUUGUCCGUGUGGAGCUGAGCCAGAUGCAGAAGAAGUACUACAAGUUCAUCCUCACACGGAACUUCGAGGCACUCAACUCCAAGGGGGGCGGCAACCAGGUGUCUCUGCUCAACAUCAUGAUGGACCUGAAGAAGUGCUGCAACCACCCAUACCUCUUCCCCGUGGCCGCCGUGGAGGCCCCCGUAUUGCCCAAUGGCUCCUACGACGGCAGCUCCCUGGUCAAGUCUUCAGGGAAGCUCAUGCUGCUGCAGAAGAUGCUCAAGAAGCUGCGGGAUGAAGGACAUCGAGUGCUGAUCUUCUCCCAGAUGACUAAGAUGUUGGACCUCUUGGAGGACUUCCUGGAGUAUGAGGGCUACAAGUAUGAGCGGAUCGACGGGGGCAUCACUGGGGGCCUCCGGCAAGAGGCCAUCGACAGAUUCAAUGCUCCUGGGGCCCAGCAGUUCUGCUUCCUGCUGUCAACACGUGCCGGUGGCCUGGGCAUCAAUCUGGCCACGGCGGACACAGUAAUCAUCUAUGACUCGGACUGGAACCCGCACAAUGACAUCCAGGCCUUCAGCCGUGCUCACCGCAUCGGGCAGAACAAGAAGGUGAUGAUCUACCGCUUCGUGACCCGGGCCUCUGUGGAGGAGCGCAUCACUCAGGUGGCCAAGCGCAAGAUGAUGCUCACUCACCUGGUGGUGCGACCUGGCCUGGGCUCCAAGUCAGGCUCGAUGACCAAGCAGGAGCUGGAUGACAUCCUUAAGUUUGGCACGGAGGAGCUCUUCAAGGAUGAUGUGGAGGGCAUGAUGUCCCAGGGUCAGAGGCCAGCCACACCCAUCCCUGAUGUACAGUCCUCCAAGGGCGGAUCUUUGGCAGCCGGAGCGAAGAAAAAGCAUGGCAGUACCCCACCAGGUGACAACAAGGAUGUGGAAGACAGCAGUGUGAUCCACUAUGAUGAUGCGGCCAUAUCCAAGCUGCUGGAUCGGAACCAGGAUGCCACAGAUGACACGGAGCUACAGAACAUGAAUGAAUACCUGAGCUCCUUCAAGGUGGCACAGUACGUGGUCCGUGAGGAGGACGGCGUGGAGGAGGUCGAGCGGGAGGUGAUUAAGCAGGAGGAGAAUGUGGACCCUGACUACUGGGAGAAGCUGCUGCGCCACCACUAUGAGCAGCAGCAGGAGGACUUGGCCCGCAACCUGGGCAAGGGCAAACGCAUCCGCAAGCAAGUCAACUACAAUGACGCCUCCCAGGAGGACCAGGGUGCGUGUGAGUGGCAGGAUGAGCUUUCGGACAAUCAGUCCGAGUAUUCCAUCGGCUCUGAGGAUGAGGACGAGGACUUUGAGGAGAGACCCGAAGGGCAGAGUGGACGGCGACAGUCUAGGAGGCAGCUGAAGAGUGACAGGGACAAGCCCCUGCCGCCUCUUCUGGCUCGCGUUGGAGGCAACAUUGAGGUUCUGGGCUUCAAUGCCAGACAGAGGAAGGCUUUUUUGAAUGCCAUCAUGCGCUGGGGCAUGCCCCCCCAGGACGCCUUCAACUCCCACUGGCUGGUGCGGGACCUUCGUGGGAAGACUGAGAAGGAAUUUAGAGCCUAUGUGUCCCUCUUCAUGCGGCACCUGUGUGAGCCAGGGGCAGACGGCGCAGAGACCUUCGCAGACGGUGUACCCCGGGAGGGCCUGUCCAGGCAGCAUGUGCUCACGCGCAUUGGGGUCAUGUCGCUGGUUAGGAAGAAGGUGCAGGAGUUUGAACAUGUCAACGGGAAGUACAGCACCCCAGAUCUGGUCCCCGAGGGACCGGAGGGCAAGAAGCCCUGCGAGGUUAUCUCCUCGGAUCCCAACACACCCGUGCCUGCCAGCCCUGCACAGCUCCCAGCAGCCCCACUGGGCCUGCCAGACAAAAUGGAAGCCCAGCUGGGCUACAUGGAUGAGAAGGAGUCAGGCAUGCAGAAGCCAAAGAAGCCCCAGGAAAUCCAGGCCCUGCCAACUGCGCUGGACAGAGGAGAAGGUGAAGACAAGCACCAGAACUCAGACGGCAGGGACAGAGCUCGAGAGGAGAGGAUGGAGGAGGCGGAGAAGGCCCAGGGCUCACCCGAGCAGCCACCGAAAGCCCCCCCUUGUUUUGCAGAGGAAGUGCUGCCAGACAAGGAGCCCAUUCCAGUCAAGCUGGAGCCAAGCCCAAGUCACAGCGGUGAUUUCAGGCCAGAUGACUCCAAGGUUGAGGAGAAGGAGCCCAUGGAGACACAGCAAAACGGUGACAGAGAGGAAGAUGAGGAGGGGAAGAAAGAAGACAAGAACGGGAAAUUCAAAUUCAUGUUCAACAUUGCAGAUGGGGGCUUCACAGAAUUGCACACACUGUGGCAGAAUGAGGAACGGGCCGCUGUGUCCUCAGGAAAAAUCUACGAAAUCUGGCACCGCCGCCAUGACUACUGGCUGCUGGCAGGCAUCGUGACGCAUGGCUAUGCCCGCUGGCAGGACAUUCAGAAUGACCCGCGGUACAUGAUUCUCAAUGAGCCCUUUAAGUCUGAGAUCCACAAGGGCAACUACUUGGAAAUGAAGAACAAGUUUCUGGCCCGCAGGUUCAAGCUGCUGGAGCAGGCACUGGUGAUCGAGGAACAGCUCCGGAGGGCUGCGUACCUCAACAUGACCCAGGAUCCCAACCACCCCGCCAUGGCUCUCAAUGCGCGCCUGGCAGAGGUGGAGUGCCUUGCUGAGAGCCACCAGCACCUAUCUAAGGAGUCGCUUGCCGGGAAUAAGCCUGCCAAUGCCGUCCUUCACAAGGUCCUGAACCAGCUGGAGGAACUGCUGAGUGACAUGAAGGCGGAUGUGACUCGCCUGCCCUCCAUGUUGUCACGCAUCCCCCCGGUGGCUGCCCGUCUGCAGAUGUCGGAACGCAGCAUCCUGAGCCGCCUCACCAACCGCGCUGGUGACCCCACCAUCCAGCAGACAUCUAGCCGUGCUCGUGACUUCCCCCUGUUGCAGCGCUCCUUUCCAGCUGAGCCGGGCCACCUGCCCAACCCCCAUGGGAGAGAAAAGCUGCAGCCCUUUUAGGAGUCGGUGCCGUGUUGGGAUACAAAAGGGAACGCAAGCAAUUCUCUCACGCAGAGGACAAGGCCCAGCCUGGCUGCACAAGAGCCCAGAAGUGCCACCUCAUCACAGUCGAUAAUGUUCUUCCACACUGCAUCCUACCCUCCGCCAUGCCGGGCAAGGCCCUGGCACCUCCUCCAGAGUGACUGACUUAGAGGAAAUGCCAUUUACCUGUACUCUUUUUUGCACUUUCCUACCGAAGAUGCGAACGUGUUUGUCUUGAUAAAGAGUUGGAUGGCGUGUGGAAGACCCAGACUCACGGCGCUCCUGUCUGUCACCCGGCGCCAGACGCAAGGGGAAGUUCUCUGGAGGCCCUUGAUGUUGCCCUGUGGGCUCACUCCAGCUGGGGAGAAGGCAGCAUCCCGGGUUCUGGAAGCCCUUAGUGUGUCCCUUGCCCCUGUCUGCACCUGUGUGGCGACCCUUCUGCUCUGGCCCCCUGCCUACUUGGGACUCUAGCGGUAGGGGGAUCAGGUCUGGAGAGUGGCUGCUUAGCCUGGUGAUGCCCAGGUUGGGGUUUUCUAUCUCCUUCCUGCCAGGGUUGGGGACCACCAGGUACAUUUCAUCUCCUGGCACGGGCACAUAUCUCAAAGGCUCUGGAAUCUGUUUCCAGUGGACACUGGAGGCCCCAGCGAUGUGUGGCAAAUAGAAGAGGGUGCCUCAGAAGGCAGGACAGACCUGGGCCAAAGGCCGGCCCGACAGGGGCUUCUGGACAUUUGCUCUUUGCGGGAGCUGGUAGGGUGUCCCAGGAAAGAGAGUCAUGUUUGUUGGGUAGCCCUGGGAGACUUGACCCCCUCCACCUGGGCACAGGCUUUCCUGUGCCCAACAUCCUGGACCACAGAUGUCAAGCUGAACUUCUCUGUUGUCUUGGUCCUAGAGAGGCCUUGUCUAGGGAAGUUGCUGCAUGAAGUAGGGGCCACCAUGGCCCUUGCUGGUUCGCAGAGGGGGUGGAGAGCUGUGCCUGGAGGUGGCAUUGGACCUGAUGGCUUCUUUAGAUCUUUCCGAGCUGGAGCCUCCAAGGCUUCUGGCCUUAUUUCCUGUAGGGAUGCCUUGGAAUGCCAGGACCAUCUUCCCAUGCCAGCGUUGCCAUACUAACUUGUCUGGCUCUACCCCAGCCUGUGGCACCACGUAACGCUCCAUGCUGGGGUACGUAUGGGUGGGGUGGACCUGCCAGGCGCUUGGCUUGUAUCUGACCUCCUUGCUGACCCUAGCUCAACCUGGAGAUUUCCAAGCCCUUGCGUUGGCGUUCCCAGGCAGAUGUUCUAGGGCUCAGUAUACCCUGAAGAUGAGGAAGAGGCUUCUGGGGAGAAGCAUGUUGGGUCUGAGGGCAGGAAGAUUGGAGGGGUUCAGACUCUCCUCCCUGGGAAAGGACGGUUACAGUGUCUCUGGGUCCACCAAGAUUGGGGGCAGGCCUCAAUGGCUUGUCUUAAGGACACCAGGGCAGGUGCCCAGUCUUUCCUUAGCCCAGAUGUGCACAUCUGUAACAUAGCUCCUCCUCUGAACCCCUGGAGGGCUGGACCCCCACGGCUUCUUCCACUGUGGCAUUGCCACACUUUGGUCUGUCGAAAUCUCAAGGCCAGCAGACUGGCCAGACACUGUGGGUAGGUAGAGGGGGGACUCUGGUCACAGACAGGACCUCUGCAGGCCUGAGCAUACCAUAGAUCUCCAGGUGUAUCUCUCUAAGAAGGGCUGUCCCUUGUAUGGGAGCGGCCACCAUAAGCUUGUCCCCCAACCCAGUGCCCCUUGUACUAAUCCCACCAGGCAAGACAGUCAGCCUUGCUGGCCUCAUUUGGAGCUGUACUCACCUCCUUUGCCCCAAGUGACAGAGCCUGACACUGGGGUCUGGAGGCACAGGGGGAACAGUAUGGCCUGUGACUCUCAAGGGUUCACCCUUUCCCUGAUGACAUCUCUCAGGAGUCUGUGCUCUGCCUGUCUCUGCCUCUUCCUAUGCUACACCCACCCACCCUGGCCUUCUCUCCACAGCCACCCUGACCCGAGCCCCCUGCUGCUGGAAAGGUCUGUGUUCCUAGGUUCCAGCACCUAGGAGGUUUUGGAGGCUAGAUUGCCCAGGCAGCUGGGGAGAGGAAAAAGGUCUCUCAGCUGUCUCAUGCCGGAGAGUGAUGGAGGCAGAGAUGGCAUCUUGAGGCUGGCUCUGUUUUGCUGAUAGAAUUGGGGUCCUCGUACCCAAGCUGUCUGAGCCACAGUGACAUUACAUUUCCAGCCACUCUGACUCACUAGCUGCUAUAGGAUUCUGUGGAAGGUGUGGGGUGUCUCUCAGGUGAGACACAGGGCAUUUGGGUUGGACCUACAACACCUGAGGGCACCCCUUCGUACACUCCUGCUCUGAAGUGCUUCCUCUGUAGAAUUCCUAUACUCCAGGGCUUUCUGUGUGCCAGGGCUCCCUCCCUCACCCUCUGGGUGCCCCCAUACCCAUACAGGGUUGAGAGGCUCAGUAUAACACCUGCAACUGUCCCCUAAGUCUUGAGGUCCUGCAGGGGGCAUGCUGACGGUGGGCUAGAGGGCCAGAAAUCCUGUAGUCCCACAGAGUGGGCAAGUGUUGAUGCUUGGAGCUUCUGGUGUGUGUCAAGGAAGGAAGGGGGUUAGGGGCCCAGGCUAACCCUCCCUUUACCUUCGCUGUCUUAGCCUGUCCAUGAGGGUGGACAGCCACCCCUAAGGCGCUCCCGCACAGAACACAGCAUGGAGGAGGAAGCCGAUCCGCCCAGUUUAUAUACCCGGAAGUUUACAGGUUGUGGUGCGUCAGCCCAAAGUCGUCGGUGUCCUUGUGUUUAUGGAUAUUUUCCCUCUUAAUUUUCAGAUUUUUUUUAAAACAAAGUAUUUUUUUAGGUGCGAUAACCCGGAAAGGGCCUGUUGGGUGUGUGUGUAUGUCCUGAACUCCACAUAGCCACACAGGGACCAGAGUCCAGCUCGGAGGUAGCUCCUUUACCUGGCCUGGAGAGGAGGGAGGGCCCCCUGCUGCCUGCCAGGGUCAAGCUAGACUCUACAGGGAGUUUUCCUGCCCAGGCCAGGCUGGCAUCUGUCCUGCCGCUGUCCCAUCCAGUACACCCUGGUGAAGCAGGAGUAGGCACUUGGGGCUAGCCAGAGCGUCUCAAUGGGUCCCAAGGGGCACAUACCCCAGCUCCUCUGAAGGCUGUCCUAGGGGAGGCUGGACAGGCUAGCCAACUGUUAUCUUCACUUGUACUCUGUGUGUAUGUUUUGGUUUCUGUGUUUUAAUAAACCCUUUGGGAAGAGAUGGA
Molecule: messenger RNA, 9424 nt
Organism: Microtus ochrogaster (prairie vole)
Lineage: Eukaryota; Metazoa; Chordata; Mammalia; Rodentia; Cricetidae
Gene: Chd5
Product: chromodomain helicase DNA binding protein 5
Exons: 41
Coding region: 282-6137 (1951 amino acids)
Biological process (GO): chromatin remodeling
Cellular component (GO): NuRD complex; nucleus; chromatin
Molecular function (GO): DNA binding; ATP binding; chromatin binding
Source: RefSeq, a predicted model, not a curated record